Schizosaccharomyces cryophilus OY26 is the source of this 1052-nucleotide messenger RNA. Its product is annotated as histone H3 h3.1. Gene Ontology annotation, cellular component: nucleosome. The transcript has a single exon. The record is from RefSeq and is a predicted model, not a curated record. The coding region runs from base 109 to 519 and encodes 136 amino acids. Gene Ontology annotation, molecular function: structural constituent of chromatin; protein heterodimerization activity; DNA binding. NCBI's taxonomy places the organism in Eukaryota, Fungi, Ascomycota, Schizosaccharomycetes, Schizosaccharomycetales, Schizosaccharomycetaceae.
GGUUAGGGUUGUUGAUCAAAUUUUGGGAUUUACUGUUCAUAUAUAAGGAGGAAUCUGCCACCAUCAAGUGGAACUUUUUAACAAUACGAAGUAAUCCAAUUUUAAACAAUGGCUCGUACUAAGCAAACCGCACGUAAAUCAACUGGUGGUAAAGCCCCUCGUAAACAACUUGCCUCCAAGGCUGCUCGUAAGGCUGCUCCCGCAACUGGUGGUGUCAAGAAGCCUCAUCGUUAUCGUCCUGGUACCGUUGCUCUUCGUGAAAUUCGUCGUUACCAAAAGUCCACUGAAUUGUUGAUCCGUAAGCUUCCCUUCCAACGUUUGGUUCGUGAAAUUGCCCAAGAUUUCAAGACCGACUUGCGUUUCCAAUCCUCUGCUGUUGGUGCUCUUCAAGAAGCCGUCGAAGCUUACCUUGUCUCUCUUUUUGAAGAUACGAACUUGUGUGCCAUUCACGGUAAGCGUGUUACCAUUCAACCCAAGGAUAUGCAAUUGGCCCGUCGUCUUCGUGGUGAACGCGCUUAAAAAUAAAAAUAAUUCUAUUUUUUUGUUUCUUUAAGCGUUAUAUGUGCUAUGUAUGAUUUCGUAUGGGUCUUUGGAUAAGUCACUUCUAUCCGUUUUUUUCGCAUUGUCAUUCUUGUUUUUUUAAUUGAUUUUUUUUUUAUCCCAUAGUUUGUUUGAUGAACUCGGGCGGGUUCUCGAGUAAAAUUUUACACUUUCUCUAUGGUUGAAUUUGUUAUUUGAUUUCUUCUGCUUAGAUGGUGUCUUUUCGGCACUUUUAGUAAUGAUAUUUUUUUUGCGCGCAAAAUUGCUCAUAUGAUGGUACUCAGUAGAAAUAACUGUUUAUUAGGAAGGCGUAGCUUUAAGGAAUAGAUAAAUAUAAACUCUGUUUUGAAUUAACAGAUAUUAAUUAGGUUCCAGAGUAAUGAAAAGGUUAUAUUAAAAGAAGAACGAUUCAUCGAAUUCUGGUAUUUCUGUUGGCGCUGGUUUAAUCUCUUGGCCCAUAAUGGUGGUGUUUUUAUUUUCUGAAAGAACUGCGUAAGGUUCUUCUUUCCCGG